CCGAAAGAGCAGAUGCUACUUUCACUUCACCCAACAUAGAGCAGGAUCUGCAGCUUAUCAACGCCCGUGUCUGAGACUGUAUUUAAUGUUCGUCGUCCAGUUGUCGACAUUUGAAUACGAAGCCCUCCCAGUCUCAUUUAUGGCUAGUGUACUUAUUUCAUUGAACUACAAAGGUUUGGAAGAAAUUCCUCCGUCAAUGAUAAAUUCUCCUUUGACAGCAAACGUCCAGCAUUUGCACAUGAAAGGCAAUCGCUUGACUGAAUUGCCAGAGUCAAUCCACCUGUUUGAAAACUUAAAAGUGUUGUACCUGCAGAGCAAUAGAAUCAAGCUUCUUCCUAAUGCUGUUGGCGCUUUAAAGAAUUUGGAACUGUUGGAUGUAAGCUUUAACUACUUGGAGAGUCUUCCAGAAGAGAUUGGGGGUCUUAAAAAACUGAAAAAAUUGUAUGCAUUCAGCAACAGACUGAGGGAACUUCCUAAAUCAAUAGAGGCUUUGCAGAACCUUGAAGUUCUUGGCAUUAUGAAGAAUGAGCUGUCAUCUCUUCCACCGAGAGUCGGAAGUUUGACAGAGCUUGUAGAGUUGAACGUUGACAGUAACUAUCUUACGCAUCUACCAAAAGAACUUUGUAACUUAAACCGUCUACAGGAACUCUCAGCAGCCACCAACAACUUGAUGACACUGCCACAAGAUCUUGGAAGGAUGAAGACGCUGGUCAACAUCUUUGUAGACAACAAUCCUUUGUUAAACUGGCUUCCACUGUCCUUAAAGUCAAAGAAGGGCAAGAUAAAUAUUGGAGUUAAUAGAUGUGGCAUUGGUGACCUACCAGAACACACAGUUAGAGCAUAUCAGCUAGUGAACAUUAAGUGGAAGAAGUCUACAACGUCCACCAUUUUACCUAGAGAGAUUUCUCGCACCAUGUGUCCAGCCAACAUAGCAGCCCUGUCUUUGCCGCUUGUGCACUCUGCACGGACUAGAGACCCCUCAACUGAGGGGGUUGAGGCCACAGUGAGCCUGACACAUGAUGCCAAAUUUGUGAUCAGGGUGCCUACUUUGUUUGAGCUGACCUUGAGAACAUACUAUACUCUGUUAAGAAUGAGCAAACAUGUAUCAGGUAACUCGUGGACAAUUUUACCCAGAAAUAUAGAGGAUCUCCUACAGUGUCCCACGGCUCACUGUUGUCAGUGUACUCAAGUUCUGUUCACGUCGGCCAUCCCAUUCAUUUGUCAAGACAACUUUGAUCCUAAAAAACCAAACCAUUUGUUCCAUUUUCUCGGCCUCUGCUGCAGUGAACAAUGUUUCUACCAGGAGCUUGCUUCUCAUAUACAGUGAGCCUUAGAGUCAGUUUCCAAAACCUCUGCAUGGACAUAACAUAUAUAUUACAAAUGUAUAUGUAUCUUCUCCAAACCUCACUGCCAUUUUCUCCAUGUUAAAUGGAGAUUUUUGGUGCAGGUCAAACUUAUUGUCUCGAAGCAUGGUCUGGAGUCAGGAGAGAAGUCCAGAUGAAAGAGUCAUACCCGGUUCAUAUUGGCUUUGGUUUGCAGUGAUAGUCAAAACUCAAGAGGAUUAUUUCCUCUUGCAAAAGAACCUACAAAGAUAUUUUAAAAUCUGCAAAACACUGGAGCUAGUUACACCCGAUGAGAGAUGCGUGUCAGUGAAGGUACCUGGAAAUACACUGAAACUUGCUUUUGUGAACGCUACUGGUACAAAUAAUGAAAGAAGUUAAAUUAUUGUACAGUAAAUGACUGGUACAGAUAGUUAUAGCUAUAGCCAAGACAACUAUAAGUUUCAAUGUUUACAGUAAUGUAAUGUGGGUAAUAUAACAUCAUGUUGUCAUAAAGUAUUAUUACACUGAGUAACAAUAUGCUGAUAUGAGAAGUUAUAUUUGUCUUUUCUAUGCUUCUGGUUUCUAAAAUGGAUGUUCAGAAUACAUGUGAAGCAUCUGUUAACAACUUAUUGUUAGGUUCUUCCAUUCUACAUGUAUUACAUAUUAAUUUGU
Messenger RNA from Magallana angulata, 1994 nucleotides. RefSeq names its product leucine-rich repeat-containing protein 28-like. The record is from RefSeq and is a predicted model, not a curated record. Bases 86 to 1327 code for a protein of 413 amino acids. Lineage: Eukaryota; Metazoa; Mollusca; Bivalvia; Ostreida; Ostreidae. The transcript has 9 exons. Gene Ontology annotation, molecular function: protein binding.